This is a messenger RNA of Phragmites australis (common reed), 1306 nucleotides long. RefSeq lists its product as uncharacterized. The transcript has 4 exons. Lineage: Eukaryota; Viridiplantae; Streptophyta; Magnoliopsida; Poales; Poaceae. Bases 169 to 714 code for a protein of 181 amino acids. The record is from RefSeq and is a predicted model, not a curated record.
GUCUUCCUCGCUAAAAGCCUCCCGAGCUCAUCUCCCAAAAAAGAAGGAAAAAAAAUCCCGAGCCGAACUGCGAUCGCCACGCCGGGGGACAGCGAGAGCAUGGCGACGGCGGAGUUGGUCUGAUCACGCCCAAGGAUAUUUUCCUUGACAGCAUAGAUUGUGCUUAGUAUGGCUCCUAAGAAAACCAGUAGAAGGCGGGCAAAAACCGAGGAAUGCAUCAUGAACUGUCUCCCAAGAGAACUCAUUGAGCAGGAAGCAAAUUAUAUAAGACCCGGUCUCACAUGUAGACCCUCGCCAGACAUCAACACGUGUCCUCCAUCACGGGGAAAUGCGCACGCAGAGACCGUUGGAUCAAGGAUGAACGGCAUGGAUGCAGGUCUCGCAGGGGUCUUUCUCACCCAGGGUAUUUCGACUUCAAAUGCCAGCAUUUCUCGUCAGUCCAUGGCGACGACGAUACUAAAACUCAAGAAGGAAAUUUUUAGCUUGUUCGCAGAACUGAGACUCCUGUUUAUUUCUUGCCAGAAAACAGCAACUUCUGUGGCACCAUCUCUCAUGUGUGUGGUGUGGAAUUAUGUCCAUGUGGCUAUGAUUUCUUUUCUUCAUAAAAAAUUUUUAGAACACCGCUUGCCUGAAUCCUUCUACGUCAGAGUUCCUGAGGAUAUCUCGUUUGCUUAUAUUCAGAGACUGACGGGCGACAAGAAUUGGGUUUGCUGAUUGCUAUGAUGCGAAAUACAAAUGUGUUCGACCUGUCUUUAUUGCCGUUCUCUCAGGUUAUCCGUAUCAGUUACUGCACUGGAGUUUCAGGCUGUCGGUCAUCAAGCAUGUUGCCGCUUGCCUGACAAAUGCAUGCAUCCGCUGGAGUUUCAGGCUGUCGCUGCCAGAUGGCCGGAAGCUGCCGGUUUUCGCAGCAAACUGGGCGAGUCCCGGCGCACGGCAUGGCGCGUUCUUCAUUCCAAGAAAUCGCUGCGGAGGCAUGGAACCAAGACGUGCAGGACUGCAGGUGUCAUCAAUGGCAGGUAUGCUUGUAGUAUGAUGCAGCGGUGACGACUGAUGACUCAGGCUUUUAUGCUGUACUGUAUUCUUCUGAGGAUGCAAACACCGGCACAUCAGGGAGCAGGGAGGGAUAGAGAGAGAUUCCUCUGAAAUGCUUCAUGGAAGAAGCUUCAUUGAUAGCUCAUGUUCGUCAGCAUGGGAGCUUCAUCUGCCACGGCAUCAAGUGGUGAAGUUUGAAGAAAUUUAUGGGAUCAUAACCUCUCUCUUUUUUUUUUAUCCUGAAGCAAUCAGAUGAUUCUUGAAAAUUUUCCCA